UGUAAGUAGAAAAAUUGACCAAUCGGCAAAGAAAACGUCAGCAUGCUCUUCUCGCUAUAUAUAUAGCCUGGGUGAUAAAAGGCCGUUUGCUUUGUAUGUUGUCAUUUUCUCGUCUGACUGGUGUUUGUUGCUCACCGGACCACUAUUUGGAAACCGAUUUGUGUUUUUUUACAAAAAAGGCGUCAGUCGAUUCAUCACAUGUUAGAAAUAGUCUAAGUGGACAAAUGUUUUGAUAAAGUUUCUAAUGUGCUAGAUAUACAGAAACUUCUGAUACGAAGGCAAAGAGUGGUGGGGAAAAGGGUAAAAGAAAAUAAACAAACAAAAAUGAAUCUGAAUGAGAAAGAUGAGUCAAAGGCAGCAGAAAGUGGUGAAAAUAAUUCCAAAACAAAACCACCGAGUUCAGUUGAUUGGUCAAAGUAUGGUGUACAGCGGUGUUCUGGUUGUAAAUUCACUACAGAUGACCAUGGCUUAUUCGAUGCACACAUCUCAAUGUGUCGUUCUUUCAACAAGAAAAGGAUCGCUACAACUAAUCAGCCAGAUAAUGAAAAAAAGAAAUACAAGAAACUCCUGCUUCAACUUGAAGAGCCAUACCUGGAAGGUAAAACUCCUUCUACAACUACUUUCUUGUUACGGUGUUUCCAUUGUCGUGGCUAUUUUUCUAAAGUCACUUCUAUUAAAAAUCACCAUUCUGUAAAACAUGCAAGUAAGAAUUUAAUGUUUAGUCUUGUUCCUUUUGAGGAUAUUGUAAACCCAGAAAAAGUGACAUCAGUUCCUGUAACUGAUUCCCAUGUAGAUCAACAAAAUAUUAGCUCUUCAAUGUCUACUCCACAGCCAAGUUCUCCUAUACCUAUCACUGCUACCAAAACUGCUUGCUCAUCUCAUGGAAUCAUUCAGCCAUCUUCUGUAAAGUCAUCUUCAAUGGUGAAAAUUAUGUCUGCUGUGAAAACACCUUUGAAUCAGAUGCCUAUUGCAAAGAAAGAUAAUCUUCAGGCAUGUCAGCCAAGAAAGAGUUUUGAGGAAAAAUUCUUCAGAGAACAGUGUGUGCCGCCAGUCAAGUGACUAGACGGCCAACUGAAAUUAGAUGGAUUACCAGGACAAACUAAUUCUCUAAUUAUCAGUGAUGCCUCGACUGACACUCCAUCUCAAGAGAUGGCUAAGCAUAACAAGGAAAAAACCUCUACUGGAUCUUCAAAAAGUGAUUCACCUAUAAUUGUAUCACCUGUAACAGCUGGACCUGUUAAUCUUUCACAAAAGCAAAUGUCUUACUCACCCAAUCAGAAAAAACAUGCAACUUUUCAGAAGAAAUCUCCUGUUUUAUUGCCAAAUAUAUUACCAAAAAACUAUUUAGGUACUAUACAAACACCUUCAAACCAGAAUUUUCAAAUCGUUUGUGCUGCACCUGAAGUACAGAGUUCUGUCAAAGUUUCUGAAGCUGUGCCACCUAUUAUUAUUAAUAUUCCAAACACAACCAAUUCUUUUGGUUACCAGCCACUUCUCAUUGGAUCUUCAAACAAACAAAUACCUGUAAGUUCAGUUCCAGUCACACCUGUGACUGAAUCCUCAGCUACAAAAACAUUUGCUUCUAAUGUCCCAACAGCAACUACCACUUCUCUUGCUCCAUAUGCACUUGCAACCAAUGUUCAGGUUAAUAACCAAAAUCAAGACAUUUUAGGAUUUUUUGUUCGCCCUAAUUUGGUAACACCUACUCUACCUGUAGUUUCACCAGUUAAUACUGCCAAAUACAAAAUACUGCCAUAUGCAAAAUUCCCUCAAACUUUGGAGCCUGGUGUAAUGAAUCUUAUUGCAACUACACCUUAUUCAAACAUAUAUACUCCUGCAAGUAUCCCACCACCUAAUGUUCAGUCUAAUUCGCUAGCAACUAACCCAACUGUAGUUUCUCCUAGUGUAUCGUUGUCUAAUAAUAUUUACACAUAUUUACACAUGACUGAUGCACCUAAAACGAACCCUCCUGUGUCAAACCAAAGUGUAAUUAGCUUAAAUGUCCAUAAACCAAAUUUGAAACCAAAAUCUUCAGACAAAAAUGCUUUAAAACAUUUGAAACAGACUCCUACUACUUCCUACAACCGUUUACUCCUAAACAAUAAAACAAUUUCUAAACUACUUGGACAUAAACCUGAGAUUUAUCCAAAGCUAUUAUUCCAGCCAGGUGAAAAAGAAGAAAUGCCUGGCCAGUCAGAUUGUGGCAACAACAUUAAGGUUGAAGCAGUUUGGUCUGUUAGAGAUGUCAAGAGGAAUAUAUCAGAUGGAAAGGUUAUUGACUUAGAUUUAGUGGAGCCUUUAUCUGAUGACUAUUUGGAGUCAACUAAACUUUCUAAACAAUCACUUAGUACUUUUGAGUCUGUAAAGAAAACAUUAGCUUCUAAUGCAUAUGUGAUUGAUGAUAGUACAUUGUUUGAACCUGCUGAAAAUAAUUUAUCCAGAGUAACUGAACUUGAAUCUGGGAAGUUGAUUGUAGAAUCUCCACAUUCAAAUGUGAUAUCAAAUAAAGAGUCCACAUCUGAGGAAUCUAAUUUAGUAGUUUCUUCAAAUGUUGACAAUGUUACUAAAAUAAAAACAGAACCAUUUAAUUCAAAGACUACCUAUAUUAAUGUAAAUCUAUAUCCUAAAGAGAAAAAUGAAAUCUAUGGUGGGAACUUUUAUAUAUGUGGAUUUUCAAAUUGUUUGUUUUCUAGCCUUGUGCAAGAUGAAUUUGUAGAGCAUUUACGUUGUGUACAUAGUAAACAGAAAAAAGAUUAUGCUUGUGCACACUGUGGCCAAGCAUUUCCAGUUAUUGACUGCUUUUUAAAACACUUAUCUACCCAUGUCUCUACAGACAUGUUUCUUCUUUAUUCUUGUUCCCUUUGUGGUUUUAACACAAAUCUUAUCAAAAUGUUUGUACAACACAAUGAUUCCGUUCACUCAGAGGAGAAAGAAUUCUGCUGCGCAUACUGUGGCCUCAUAUUUCAAUGUAGUGCUGAGCUGUUGCAGCACUUGCAAUUGAACUUGCUGAAAUAUGUACACUGUCCGCACUGUGAGGCUAAAAAUAGUCAAAGACAGCAAAUUUUGAAACAUAUUCAAGUAAAGCAUCCUGGAAAGUCAAAAUGCAUUUUUGUAACUAGUCAAAUAAUAUGUAAAGAAAAACAGAGAGCCUUAAAUGAUGUUGUGAACUUGUUGUCUGAUGAGUCUGAUUGUGACUGAGCAUAGAGACACAAAUAAAACCCAUAUUUAUUAACUGCUACAGGUAAAUAUUCAGCAGAAUCUAACUUAAUUGAACAGUUAGAAAUGUUGAUAAAGUUUUUGUUUCUUGACAAGAAUCAAAAAUUGAAAUAUUUUAAGUUUUUCUCUUCUAAAAAGGAUAGUGAUAAGGUGAAAAAUUUAUAAUAUUGUACAAAAAAAGGUAAAAAAAAUGGUUUUAAUGAACACCAAAAUGUUUACAAGAAAAUAGCAAUACUGUCAGGAUAGUAAGCAUUCCAGAAACUUCUUUGUCCAAGUUUAUGUCAGAUACAGAAGCUUGGAAUCCCUAAUUUUGUUUAGUGUAGUUAUAAUGAGAGACUAAACAAGCUGGUGGUUCAUUUUGGAAUAAACAAGGAAUUUUUAGUCUUGAGGUAAAACAGCUUAGAAAUAAAGGUGCUGGGUUUUAACAAUCAACAAUGCACCAUAUUUUAUUUCUUAAUAUUAUUUUUUUUGCCUUAGUCUAUCUGAUUCACUGUAUGUUCCAUUUCUACUUAAUGGUUCAGUGUGGUAUGGUGUUGUUGACACAAAAUGCAAAUGGUCAAAUUUGCAAAAAUACCUACCGAUGCUAGCUUCCUCUUUUGCUUGCUAAGAAACUUGUAUAUGAUGACAUGAAAGAAUGCUAGUAUCAUUUUGUUUUACGAACAUUAAAAGUAAUCGCAGUUUUCAUGAAAAAAAAAAUGAAUGAUGAUGGUAAAGUAUAAUAUUCAGUCACAAAAGAAAAGGCUAAAUAUUUAUGCACUAAUACAUUAGUUUUUCUAGUACAAAACAAUUUUUGACUGAAAGGUACUUUAGUAUAUGUUUUUAUUAACCUUAAUAAUUGAGGAUUCUGAUUUAAAGUGGAACUUGGGAAUAUUCUUUGGACAUAUAAAUCAAGUUCCUCAUUUUUUUAAAGACAUUUAAGUGUCAAGAUAUGUCAGUAUAUUAUUGUGAUGUACAGAUCUGUCAUUUCUGAUUAUCCAAACUUCAAAGUCAUUGCUGUACAAAAUACAAUUCUCUUGUGACUUAGUAACUGUUUCAUAAUUGUUUUAUAGCUUAGAGAAGGGUAAGAAUACACCAAUAACGCCUUUUCAGUGCCCCCAAGGCUAAUGGGAAGAUGUUAUCUUUGGUGUAGAGACCUGGUCUGAAAAGUGGACUCGUCUGAAAUACACUGGGUAUAUGGUGUUGAUAAACUGGGCAACAGAUAUAAGAACCACCUACCAACAGAAGCAGUUCUUCCAGUUGACUGCUAAUAAAUUUCUGUCUAUCAAAUUUCACUCACAUCGCUUCAGUCAACUCCAGGUUUUGUGCAGCGGGGUUGAACUCUUAACCACUGUCAUUGUAAAACAAGCGUCUUAAACAAAUGACUAUUCUUCCUACAUCUGUUGGCCAUGAUUCUGCUAAGUUUAUUUUUCUUUGCUGACAAGACAUUGAAUUUUCAUAUCAGUAAUUAUAUAAACAAUAGAGGAUCCAGGUAAAUAGGAAUAAAUUGCAAUUAUUUGUUAAUUGUAUGUGAACUGUAAUACAUGACACAUUUUUACUGCUGUUUCUUCUUUUUUGUUUUUUUAUUAUAAAAAUGUAUUCGAUCA
Octopus sinensis (East Asian common octopus) is the source of this 4799-nucleotide messenger RNA. RefSeq lists its product as uncharacterized. Lineage: Eukaryota; Metazoa; Mollusca; Cephalopoda; Octopoda; Octopodidae. Gene Ontology annotation, biological process: regulation of transcription by RNA polymerase II. Gene Ontology annotation, molecular function: RNA polymerase II cis-regulatory region sequence-specific DNA binding; DNA-binding transcription factor activity. Bases 1150 to 3198 code for a protein of 682 amino acids. The record is from RefSeq and is a predicted model, not a curated record. The transcript is spliced from 2 exons.